Molecule: messenger RNA, 2582 nt
Organism: Ailuropoda melanoleuca (giant panda)
Lineage: Eukaryota; Metazoa; Chordata; Mammalia; Carnivora; Ursidae
Gene: ZNF648
Product: zinc finger protein 648
Exons: 2
Coding region: 176-1882 (568 amino acids)
Biological process (GO): regulation of cytokine production; negative regulation of transcription by RNA polymerase II; regulation of immune system process
Cellular component (GO): nucleoplasm
Molecular function (GO): RNA polymerase II cis-regulatory region sequence-specific DNA binding; DNA-binding transcription repressor activity, RNA polymerase II-specific
Source: RefSeq, a predicted model, not a curated record
GGGACAGAGACACCAUCUCUGCUGAUUUGUACCAAACUCGGGUUCCAGGGGCUGAGAGGCCACAUGUGACAGAAGCCGGGGUGGGGGACCCACGCAGCUGUCUGCAUUUCCCAGGUAUCCUGAGCUAAGCAAAGGUUCUGUCUCGGAGGAGCAAGAAUAGAAGUGCCUGAACGUCAUGACACAGGUGGACCCCCAGGAAAGGUGGGGCAAGGAGUCUCCUCUCUCUAGCUUGGGGGACGAAGCUCAUGACCCCCAGAUCCUGAGCAUGAGCUCGGACAGAGAGGAUGAAGAUGGCAGGGAGGCAGGAGACAAAGAGAGCCCUGGGGACCCUGAUCACCAGGGCUGUCCAAGAAGCAGCUCCCACGUGACUCAAGAUAAGCCUGACUUGCCAUGGCAUCAUCCGCCCGGUGAGGAAGAGAAAUUCUCCUGCUCCUUCAGUGCCAGGAGCCUGGGGAAGGAACCGGUGGUGGUGCCUGGGAAGAAGGCCAGCUGGGGAAGAGAUGAGUUCAAGAUCACGCAGACCCAGGACUCCCCAGGACCAGGCACAGCUCCGGGGACCCUCCCUAGCGACCUCUCACACAAGUUGCUAGGUCGGACGCAACAGCUUAGGGACUCACUACCUGCCGGAGAUGACGGAGACUCCAGGGCGAACCUGGAUGCUGCCUUGGGGGUCCCAUCCAGCUUCCCUGAGACGGGAAGACACUUCUGUGCACAGAGAGAUGUAGACACGUCCCCAGACAACUCCUCUCUGAUGUGCUUCCCCAAUCCCGGGGGCAGCUGGGACCUCCCCACGCAGGAGACGCGUGCCCUGGCCCGGGGGGCUUCCCCCCAAGUCAGCCUGGCCGCAGCGGAGCUGGCCAAAGCGCGGACCGGUAGGAAGGGCCAGAAGGGUGCGCGCGAGGGUGGGCAAGGGGAGGCGCACCCCUAUAAUAAGUGCCUGCGGGGAGGAAGGGUCUUCCAGAGGCCCAGCAACCCUCUGAGUCCCUCGCAGCCGCGGGGCACCAAGCCUUACGCUUGCGAGCUGUGCGGGAAGGCCUACUCCCACCGGGGCACGCUCCAGCAGCACCGGCGCCUGCAUACCGGCGAGCGGCCCUACCAGUGCCCCUUCUGCGACAAGGCCUACACGUGGUCCUCAGACCACCGCAAGCACAUCCGCACCCACACGGGCGAGAAGCCCUACCCGUGCCCGGACUGCGGGAAGGCCUUCGUGCGCUCCUCCGACCUGCGCAAACACCAGCGUAACAUGCACAGCAACAACAAGCCCUUCCCGUGCGCCGAGUGCGGUCUGACCUUCAACAAGCCGCUGUCGCUGCUGCGCCACCAGCGCACGCACCUGGGCGAGAAGCCCUUCCGCUGCCCCGCCUGCGACAGGGAGUUCGCCGUGGCCAGCCGGAUGAUGGAGCACCAGCGCGUGCAUUCGGGCGAACGGCCCUUCCCCUGCCCCACCUGCGGCAAGUGCUUCACCAAAUCCUCCAACCUGAUUGAGCACCAGACGCUGCACACGGGCCAGAGGCCCUUCAAGUGCGCCGACUGCGGCGUGGCCUUCGCGCAGCCCUCGCGCCUGGUGCGCCACCAGCGCAUCCACACGGGCGAGAGGCCCUUUCCUUGCGCGCAGUGUGGCCGGGCCUUUGCCCGCUCCUCCACCCUGAAGCGGCACCAGCAGAUCCACUCCGGGGAGAAAGGCUUCCUCUGUGCCGAGUGCGGCCGGGCCUUCCGAAUCGCCUCGGAGCUCGCCCAGCACAUUCGGGUGCACAACGGGGAGAGGCCUUACCAGUGUGAGGACUGCGGCCAGGCCUUCACCAGGUCCAAUCACCUCCAGCGGCACCGAGCCAAGCACAGUACCUGCAAGAAGGAGCCCAUCCCCUCCUGCUCUGAUGAGUGAAGGCUCUAGCAGCCAACCCUCAGGGAAGGUGAACACACUGCCGACCUCAUUGCUUGGAACCCUCCUCCAUGGACAAGCCCAUUCACGUGGUAAUGUCACCUAGCCCCACCGGUCAGCCUUUCCUCCCCACGGGUCACCGGCCAUGGGGUAAUCCAUUGGAUACAUGUGUUCGAUCUCUUGUGUAAAAAGUAACAGGAAGGCUGGUACCGCCUGUGUGGUUUCGUAUCAGUCUUUCUUCUGAAUCUCAGAGGUCAUAUUCAAUUGGAAAAAGAUAAGAAACAGUAGUGAGAACUGGUCAGGAGUUGAGUUCCUUGGUGGGGGGAUUUCAGUGGAUUGGGAAUUAUGUCCUGGGCACUGUGCAAGCCUCCAGGGAUCCAAUGAAGAAAAAGAUGGUCCUGUCCUGCCCUCAAAGCCAUAUGCAAAUACCAAGAAGGCAUCAGGGGCUGGUCCUCUUGGGGAGAAAGGUACUUUUCAGUUUUUACAUGAAUAAAGGAAUCCCCGGAAGUGGUUUCUGUGAGCAACUCUUCCAAAGCAGCAAAACCUCCCUGAGGUUAGCUCAGACCAAGCCAGAUAACACAUCAUUUCACUUUCCUACCAAAAUUACUUUACCCUUGGGAAAUGGGUCUUGGCUUUGAAGUAGAAAAGGCCUUUAUCUUUAAGAGAGGGGAAUUUGUGUCCUAUGUUUUGGAACCAGUUAUUC